AAAAAGAGGAGGAGGAGGAGAGGAAACAUUGAAAGAAGAAAAGCUCGGCUUCAAAAAAGGAAUGGAGCUAGUAGCUUUAAACCUCUCAACAAAAAUUCCAAGACAAAAACCAGCCUUCCUCUCUACAACAUCAAAGAGUCUUCUCUUUCGCAAUUAUCAUUACCAGUUACGGAAAAGAACAAGUAAUCAAUUUCGAUUUCAAGCCAGGAAUAAACAGCAACAACAAUUCUUGAUUAGUCAAAUAGAUUCGGAAAGUGAGCUGGAAUUCGACAGCGAUGAAGAUGAAGACGAGAUGUCGUCUGGUUUGUUAUCAUUAAGCGUGAAACCAGACAGGAACAUGGCUUUGCUUGACGAUUACGAGAUUGAAGAACUUGCCUUUCAUGAUUCCUCCAAUUCUAAUCAUCGUAGCGGGUACGUGGCAGUGGUAGGGAAACCGAAUGUAGGAAAGAGCACGCUUUCGAAUCAAAUGAUAGGACAAAAGUUGUCGAUUGUUACUGAUAAACCUCAGACUACUAGACAUCGCAUUCUUGGUAUUUGUUCCGCUCCAGAUUACCAGAUGAUACUUUAUGAUACACCAGGUGUUAUCGAGAAGAAAAUGCACAAGUUGGAUUCUAUGAUGAUGAAGAAUGUUAGGAGUGCUGCCAUCAAUGCUGACUGCGUACUAGUUAUUGUUGAUGCAUGCAGAGCGCCUGAAAAGAUUGAUGAAAUGCUGGAAGAAGGUGUGGGAAACCUCAAAGACAAUGUGCCCACUUUACUUGUAUUGAACAAGAAAGACUUGAUCAAACCUGGUGAAAUUGCAAAGAAACUUGAGUGGUAUGAGAAAUUUACAGGUGUUGAUGAGGUCAUACCUGUGAGUGCCAAAUUUGGUCAAGGAGUGGAAGAUAUCAAGGAAUGGAUACUUUCAAAACUUCCCAUGGGGCCAGCUUAUUAUCCAAAGGACAUUGUUAGUGAGCACCCAGAAAGAUUCUUCGUAGCUGAAAUUGUAAGAGAAAAGAUCUUUAUGCAAUUCCGCAAUGAGGUUCCUUAUGCAUGUCAGGUCAAUGUGGUCAGCUAUAAAGCUAGGCCAACAGCCAAAGAUUUUAUUCAAGUGGAGAUUGUUGUUGAGAAGAACACACAGAAGAUCAUUAUCAUUGGAAAAGAAGGGAAGGCUUUGAAAUUACUUGCCACAGCUGCUCGGCUGGACAUUGAGGAUUUCCUUCAGAAGAAAGUAUAUCUUGAGAUAGAAGUGAAAGUAAAAGAGAAUUGGCGGCAAGAUGAAGGGCUUUUGAAGUAUUAUGGCUAUGGAGGGCAAAUUAGCGCAUUAUAGCAUGAAGUUUUUAUCAAUUUGUCUGCAUUCAACCGGUGCAAGUGAAGCUGCCACACCAUUGUAAAAUUGUUACAUAGAGUUCAUUCCAAUUUUCCAUUUGCUUUGAUCUUUUCCAGUUAAUAGAAGCCUUGUCGAUCCUCUCAGUAGUUAGGCCAGCUGUUGUUGUAACUUGUAACCUUGGCUGGAAAAUUUUGUCCGUCCAUGGGCAAUGCUCUGCCCCAUUCUCUAUGUGUGAGCGAAAAACACCAGCCAUAUCUUCAUGUUG
This is a messenger RNA of Populus euphratica (Euphrates poplar), 1571 nucleotides long. Its product is annotated as GTP-binding protein Era-like protein. The transcript is spliced from 9 exons. Gene Ontology annotation, biological process: ribosomal small subunit assembly. The record is from RefSeq and is a predicted model, not a curated record. The coding region runs from base 62 to 1306 and encodes 414 amino acids. Gene Ontology annotation, molecular function: rRNA binding; ribosomal small subunit binding; GTP binding. Lineage: Eukaryota; Viridiplantae; Streptophyta; Magnoliopsida; Malpighiales; Salicaceae.